Molecule: messenger RNA, 1767 nt
Organism: Cotesia congregata
Lineage: Eukaryota; Metazoa; Arthropoda; Insecta; Hymenoptera; Braconidae
Source: the annotation of a GenBank genome assembly
AUGGAAAAAAAUACGUCAAAAUCGCGAAAAUGUAAUUUAAAACAGCGUAAAGCAAGUGAAAGAUUAGCGCGUGAUUUGAACAUUAUAUCUUGUGAAAAUCCGACGGAAUUCAUCGCGAUUUGCAAUGCCGGCCUUGUUACCGGAUUAAAACAUGAAUCCCUAGAGCUUGUCAUUAAUAAAAUAUCAACAAAUAAUUCGAAUUACAAAAUAGUAAUGCCACGAGGUAAAUCGUACUGUUUUAUAAAGUUCGAGGAUUCAAGUGCCACGAAAAAUUUUUACGACAAAUUAAACGGUGAGUUCGAAGAAAAUUUAAAGACAACUUUGUAUUUAAUUUUCUGCGAAUCUAUCCCUGAUGAUAAUGAACCGGUUGGCGACCAGCUUCCUGGAGGCUUGAGAUUAAUCGAGGAAUUCAUUAGUCGAGAGCAAGAAGAUCGAUUACUGCAAUUGGUUGACUGGGACGAACACGAGCUUAAUUCGGAACUAAAGCAUCGCAAGGUCAAACAUUUUGGGUACGAAUUUUGCUACAAGACCAAUCGAGUUGAUCCGAACUCGCCGAUAGAACCGAUACCGGCGGAUUUGGAAUUUUUGUAUGGAUUAUUUGAGGAACAUGGCUGUGGAAGAUAUAAAUAUGAUCAAAUUACAAUCAAUAGGUAUUUACCCGGACAAGGUAUUCCACCGCAUAUUGAUACUCACAGUCCAUUCGAAGACACGAUUCUAUCCCUAUCAUGUGGAAGUGCCUGUGUGAUGGAUUUCAAACAUGAAGACAAAAAAAUACAAGUUUAUUUACCAGCACGUUCAUUAUUAAUUAUGUCUGGAGAAUCACGUUACACUUGGACCCACGGAGUUUGCCCGAGACACCACGACGUUGUUGAACAAAAGCAAGGUGAUAAAGUAACAACAACGACUCUUGAACGCGGGACUCGAAUUUCUUUUACGUUUAGAAAAAUUCGCACCGGAGACUGCCCGUGCAAUUACAAUGAUUGUUGCGAUUCAAAGAAAUCUAAAAGAGAGAUUGACCAGUCAAAAGCCCCCUUACUUGAGUCAUCUUACGUUCAUCAAGUAUAUGAUGAAAUUUCGAGUCAUUUUGAUGAAACGAGACAUAAACAGUGGCCUAAUGUUGCCAAAUUUAUUGACUCGAUUGAUCCUGGGAGUAUUCUUCUAGAUGUUGGCUGUGGCAAUGGAAAAUAUUUAACUCCAAAAACUGGAUUAUUAAAAAUUGGCUGUGAUCGAAGUAACGGACUUCUAAACAUUUGCAGAUCAAAAUCAUAUCAAGUAUUUCAAUCAGACUGUCUGAAAUUACCAUUCAGAUCAAACUCCUGCGACGCUGCAAUUAGCAUCGCGGUGAUCCAUCAUUUAUCAACAGCUGACCGUCGUCGUGACGCUUUUCUUGAACUGAUUAGAAUUCUCAGGCCUUUUGGCCGGUGUUUAAUUUACGUGUGGGCUAAGGAGCAGCGACGUAAUAAGCAAGAUUCAGCUUAUCUUAAAUUAAAUCCUGGGAAAAUAAAAGAACACAAAAAUGUACAGUUGUUCGAAGAUCUGGAGCUACCGGUUCACGAUAACAGGACUAAUUUCAGUCACAACGAUGUCAUGGUUCCCUGGAAAACUAAAAGUGGUAAUGAAUUUUUAAGGUAUUAUCACGUUUUUGAUGAAACUGAAUUCCGUAGUUUGUGUCUGAGGUUACAGGAAGUUUCUGUUGUUGAUAUUUAUUAUGACCAAGGUAAUUGGUGCUGUAUUUUAGAAAAAAAAUCUUCGUUAGUCUUAAGUUGA